Molecule: messenger RNA, 1497 nt
Organism: Talaromyces marneffei
Lineage: Eukaryota; Fungi; Ascomycota; Eurotiomycetes; Eurotiales; Trichocomaceae
Exons: 3
Coding region: 1-1497 (498 amino acids)
Source: RefSeq, a predicted model, not a curated record
AUGGCGGAAGAAAAAGAAGUCGAAUCCCAAGCCCCGACCCGCUACCUGAUCCGCCAACCAUUGGCUCUGCAAUGGUUUGACAAUGGGAAGCUCGUUAAACGAUGCGAGCAGGAGCGACAAGCCGGCCGCUUCGAACUUUUCCUAGAUCUGUUGUAUGUCGCCAUCCUCGCCAACUUCGCCGAAAGCCUCGCCGGGGACGUCUCGGGCGUCAAGCUCGUCAAAUACAUCUUAAUCCUAGCUCCCUCGUGGCACGUCUGGUCCGACCUCCGCGAACUCAUGAACAGUUUCUAUAACGACGACCUCCUCCAACGCAUCCUCAUCCUCUGGAUCAUGGCCGUGCUAAUCGUGUAUGGCAACAAUGCGCCCUUGGUCGACGAAGAGAUAUCCGCCAUGCGCUCCACCGUCGGCGCAUACAUGGUUGCACGCAUGACGGCCAAUCUGGCACACUUAUUCUACUCAUUCAGCAGCUACCACCACCGCGCACAACAACGCCUGUGGUUCGUAAUGUCGUCCGUCGCAUUGUGCUUAUACAUCCCGCUCUACUUCGAGAGUGUUUCACUCCGCAACAAAAUCGCCGUUGCAGCUGUGGCUGAGGUCCUGGAAGAAGGGACAUGGAUGUUCUGUUACUCCCCUCUCGCGAAACAGAUGCUUCGCGCGCGGUACACCACAGCCGUUGACGUUGCGCACGAAAUCGACCGUUUCGCUGCAUUCUAUAUUAUUGCGUUGGGAGAGUUUCUAUAUAUCAUCAUUGUCGGCUCGCCCGCCGCAGUCGGGUUUAAUCUAUCGCUUUUGAGAGCGGUGUGGACACUUGUUAUUGCCUUCUGUUUGAAUUGGAUGUAUGUCCAUAACGACUGUGCGAUUGAUUAUACGCACCCGAUCAGACACAGCGUUGGCAGGGCGUUUACGUGGAUUUCUCUUCACCUACCGCUCAUGGCGAGUUUGUUGGCUGGCGGCCAUGUUGCGGCCGCAAGUGCCAAAUCCUCCUAUGACAGCAACACCAGCAGCACCACCACCACUAGCGAGAAAAGGGCGACCACCAGCAGCGAAGACGGAAGUCCAUCCUUCGACGACGGCCAACGCUGGCUUCUCUGCGCCAGUCUCGGCGUAGGCCUAUUCAUGCUCUACGCCAUGGCGCUGCUCUACUCCUCCAACGACGGCGACUGCAAGCUUCUACUUCCGAAACAUUUCCGAAUCAUAAUGCGGCCUGUAGUAGGGCUGAUAUUGGUGUUACUACCGCUUGCGAAAUCGUUGAAUUUGACAGAGACACUCUCCGUGAUUAUGGCGUUGGUCGUGUUUUGUCUCAUUUGGGAGAAUGUGUCGAGUUUGCAGCGCGGCGCGAAGAUUUGGGAGGUCUGGAGAGAUACGGGGUAUCCUGAGGGGGGCAACAGGGCCCAUAAACAUGCGACUAAUAAUGACAGAGAGGUGAAUGCUGAGUUUACAAGAGGAGACUCGGUUGUGGGGAGCAAUGAAGCGGAAAAUAACGGCGUGAAGGGAUAG